GGCGUCGCCGCGGCUCCAUGGGGAACGGCAGCACCGGAGCCGCUCCCUGCAACGGCACCGAGCUGCCCCCGCCGCCCCCGCCCCCGCCGGGAAGCCACAACAUCGCCGCCCUGGUGCUGGGCAUCAUCCUCAUCCUCCUCAUCGUGGGGGGCAACGGGCUGGUGUGCCUCAGCGUCUGCACCGAGCGGGCCCUGAAGACCACCACCAACUACUUCAUCGUCAGCCUCGCCGUCGCAGACCUACUGCUCGCCCUCCUCGUCCUGCCGCUCUAUGUCUACUCCGAGUUCCAGGGAGGUGUGUGGUCCCUCAGCACCGUGCUCUGCGACGCCCUGAUGACCAUGGAUGUGAUGCUGUGCACAGCUUCCAUCUUCAACCUCUGUGCUAUCAGCGUGGAUCGGUUUAUUGCUGUGUCAAUCCCACUGAACUACAACCGGCGGCAGAUCGACCUGCGGCAGCUGAUCCUGAUAUCCACCACCUGGAUCUUCGCCUUCGCUGUGGCAUCCCCGGUCAUCUUUGGGCUCAACAACGUCCCAAACAGGGACCCCAGCUUGUGUCAGCUGGAGGAUGACAACUACAUCGUGUACUCCUCCAUCUGCUCCUUCUUCAUCCCCUGCCCUGUCAUGCUGGUGCUCUACUGCGCCAUGUUCCGAGGACUCAAGCGCUGGGAAGAAGCCAGGAAGGCCAAGCUCAGGGGCAGCAUCUACGGCGCCUCCAGGAAGCUCCAUCACCCCCCAGCCUUCAUCACCAGGGAGCAGAGGGGACUGGAGCCAGGGGAGUGCAGCCCUUACACCUGCUCCAACCCCCCCGGGGACUGUGUGCUGAGCAAUGGGAUCCAGACUGUCUCCUACCCACACCUCAAGUACCCCCCCCCAGGACAGGGCCGCAAGAGAGCCAAGAUCAACGGCCGGGAGCGCAAAGCCAUGAGGGUGCUGCCCGUCGUCGUGGGUGCUUUCCUCUUCUGCUGGACACCUUUUUUUGUGGUCCACAUUACCAGGGCUCUCUGCAAGUCCUGCACCAUUCCCACUCAAGUCACCAGCACUGUCACUUGGUUGGGUUACCUCAACAGUGCUCUCAACCCCAUCAUUUACACCGUGUUCAACGCGGAGUUCAGGAACUUCUUCCGCAAGGUCUUACACCUCUUCUGCUGAGCCCCCGGGAGCUGGGGGGAGAAGGAAACCCCCAGGUUACUUUUUGUAUAGUUCAUUAAAGAUCUAUUUCUGCCUAA
Molecule: messenger RNA, 1225 nt
Organism: Calypte anna (Anna's hummingbird)
Lineage: Eukaryota; Metazoa; Chordata; Aves; Apodiformes; Trochilidae
Gene: DRD4
Product: dopamine receptor D4
Exons: 4
Coding region: 18-1148 (376 amino acids)
Biological process (GO): adenylate cyclase-inhibiting dopamine receptor signaling pathway; adenylate cyclase-activating adrenergic receptor signaling pathway
Cellular component (GO): plasma membrane
Molecular function (GO): dopamine neurotransmitter receptor activity, coupled via Gi/Go; G protein-coupled receptor activity
Source: RefSeq, a predicted model, not a curated record